Camellia sinensis is the source of this 676-nucleotide messenger RNA. RefSeq lists its product as uncharacterized. Lineage: Eukaryota; Viridiplantae; Streptophyta; Magnoliopsida; Ericales; Theaceae. The record is from RefSeq and is a predicted model, not a curated record. Gene Ontology annotation, cellular component: mitochondrion.
GAAUGUCCAAAUCCAAAACCCUAAAAACACAGAACCUAAAGCCCUAGAAACCCUAAUCACGUCACCACUCUCUCUCUCUCUCUCUCUAUAUAUAUACACACACACACAUACAUACAUAUAUAUAUAUAUAUAAGUAUAUAUAAUCAAUGGCAGGGGCUCGAUUCAAAGAAUUUUUGAAGAAGUACGGCAAAGUAGCAAUAGGGGUACAUUGCUCAGUCUCGGCGGCUUCAGUCACCGGUCUCUACAUCGCCAUCAAGAACAACGUUGAUGUCGAAUCAAUGCUUGAGAAAGUCGGUUUGCGAGGCCUCCCCACCACAGCCAAAGACGAACCAGAAAUUCCCCAAUCCAGCCCCGAAAUGACCACCGAUGGGUUCGUCAUCGAAGAUCAGGUGAAGAAGAAGAGGAAUCGGACGGCUGAGUUGGCUGCUUCGAGCGGCGGAGCACUUGCUUUGGCCAUUCUCGUUAACAAGGUUCUGUUUCCGAUUAGGGUUCCGAUCACCAUCGCGCUUACGCCGCCGAUCGCCAGGUUCUUGGCCAGGCGGCGAAUCAUCAAGAACAGUCAGUAGUGUAUGAUCUUAAUUUUCAUAGUGUUUGUUUUCUAUAUGUGAAUUGGUUGAAAUAAUUGAGACAAGUAUGAAAUUUCUUUGUUCUUUCUCUGCGUUUGUUUCGAAUCCAA